Molecule: messenger RNA, 2080 nt
Organism: Panicum hallii
Lineage: Eukaryota; Viridiplantae; Streptophyta; Magnoliopsida; Poales; Poaceae
Product: disease resistance protein TAO1-like
Exons: 3
Coding region: 149-1594 (481 amino acids)
Source: RefSeq, a predicted model, not a curated record
CAAAAAGCUCGAGAAGCUUCCUGCACUCUGGUAGUUACCAGCUCUGGAAAUUCUUCACUUGACAGGAUUGGAGAGUUUACAUUGUUUGUGCAGCGGUGGUACUACACGUGUCACAUUUCAGAAACUGAAGGUGCUUACCUUGGUUGAGAUGCCAAAAUUUGAGGCAUGGCUGGACACAGAUGUGGUACAAGGAGAAGGGCCAAUAUUUCCCGAGGUUGAGGAGCUGGAGAUCCGCGCGUGUGGAAGUUUGACUGCACUACCAAAAGCAGCAUCGGUGAUUACGGAAUCGUCUGGCGGAGUUGACACUAAGUUCCGCUCCGCAUUUCCAGCAUUGAGGAACAUGACGUUAAGAUAUUUGAAUAUGUUUGAUAGAUGGGAGGCAGCCGAAGGAACUCCAGGAGAAGAGGUAACAUUUCCUCUGCUGGAGGACUUGGAAAUUAUUGCCUGCCCGAAGUUGACUGGUCUCCCUGAAACACCCAGGCUAGGUAAAUUAGCCAUAGAAGGAGGUGGUCAACAAAUAUCCCUGCAGGCAGCUAGCAGAUGCAUUCCUUCGCUGUCCAGUCUGCGUCUGGAUGUGUCACCCGAUGACACGGAAACAACAUUGCUGCAUGUCAAGCAGAAAUGGGAUCAUGAACUCCCCCUGGCAGCUAUGAGGCUAACUAGGUGCGACCUUUUGUUCUCCUCCCACCCAGAUGCACUAGCGUUGUGGACAUGUUUUGCACGGCUUGUAGAUUUGACAAUUUUGAAUUGCGACGCUCUUGUCUACUGGCCAGAAAACGUGUUCCAGGUCCUGGUAUCCCUAAGGAGGUUAUCGAUUUGGAGCUGCAGCAAACUGACAGGACACACACAAGCUUCUGACAGGCAAUCUGCUCCAGAAGGGGGUGGACUCCCGCCACGUCUGGAAUCUCUACAGAUAAGUGGUUGCACAUCUUUGGUGGAGGUCCCCAACCUGCCGGCAUCUCUCAAGACAUUAGAAAUUGCUGUAUGCGGUGAUAAUCUCAAGUCCAUCAUAUUCGGUCAGCAUGAGUACGUGAUGCCGGUGGGUGGAGAAGGUGUCGUACAGCCGGACACGUCAUCAUUAAUUCCAGGGUCCAGCGGUAGUGAGGCCACGGCGUCUACAGCUGUACUGAAGCUGUCAUCAGCAGCCAACCAUCGCUCCCUUCCAUGCCUAGAAUCUCUAUUUAUAGGGUGUUGCUUUCGUUUGUCAGAGGUUGCCAAUCUUCCUCCGUCUAUCAAGACCUUGGACAUUUUUGGCUGCGGCAACCUUCAAUCCCUAUUAGGAAAGCUAGAUGUCGUCCAAAAAUUAAAUAUUACCUCAUGUAGACGGUUGGAGUCACUGGAAUCUUGCGUAGGAGAGCUCCGAUCUCUGGAAGAACUCAGGCUUCUUCAUUGCAGAAGCCUGGUGUCCUUACCGGAUGGGCCUCAAGCAUACUCAUCUCUUAGAGUUCUUCAGAUUCAAGAUUGUGAUGGUAUAAAGUUGCUUCCGCGGAGCCUACGGAGCCGUUUGGAUUGCCUCGAGGAGAAACAUCUAGAUGCCCGUUACAAAGAAACGACUUGGAAACGUGCAAUCAGGACGCUGGCGUGCUCGAAAUAGCAGAUUGAGGACCUAAUAAAUAAAGUUACCAUCAAGUUUUUUUUGAAGGGAUAUCACCAAGGAUCGUUAUUACCAGACCCGUGACCGUGGUAGAAUGUAUAACAUACACUUACUGAAGAUAAUCUCCAGUGAACUCCAUCGGAAGUCCAAGAUUUUAAGCAGCAAACAAGUCCCAGAACGCAAGCUGAAGAAUUUAGCACAUGGAGCUCCGCGCUCGAGUCCUUUAUCCUUCUUCAAGCUGAAGUCCUUUAUUUUGAGCAGAAAACGAGUCCCAGAGUGCAAUCUGAAGAAUUAUAGCAUACCGAGCUCCAUGAUCCAGCUUUUUAUCCUUCUCUUUUCUUUUGAACUGUGACGUGUUUGAAUUCGUGCCUGCUCCAGCACAAGCGAAACACAGCUAGGGCUUCCAUUUCGUGAUGUGUUUUUUCUACAUGACCGCAGAAGAUAAUUGCCAAAUCAGUAGUCCAACAUGUUCAUGUUGUUGUUCGA